Messenger RNA from Suillus subaureus, 1143 nucleotides. RefSeq lists its product as uncharacterized. The transcript has 9 exons. NCBI's taxonomy places the organism in Eukaryota, Fungi, Basidiomycota, Agaricomycetes, Boletales, Suillaceae. The coding region runs from base 1 to 1143 and encodes 380 amino acids. The record is from RefSeq and is a predicted model, not a curated record.
AUGAUUACAUGUAGGCAGCACUAUUCUUUGGGCUUUACUGUCAGAACAGUAAUUCACUCACUGGAUUCACAAAUUCUGACCACACCACCUCGUCAACAUCCUGUAAACACACCCCAGACUUUAUCCUCUGCUGCUGAAGCUCCCCCUACUGCACCCACCCUCACUGCAGCUCCCUGUGUUGCAGUGACUGCAACUCUCCAGAAUCCUCACAGAAAUCAAUGGCCUGCCACAAGGCUUCAAGGCAGUACAGCUCAUAGGGCUGGUCCAAGCCAUGCAGCAGACAAUGGCAAGCUCAUUGAUGUUGAUGUUAUUGAUGAUGUCAAUGAAGAAGAGGAUGGUGACCUACUCACCCCAGUAGAAGUGUUACGCUUGCCCCUAUUCAUUUUCCUCAUUUUCCUUUUGGCAGAGCCUAUGUACACCCUGGACAUACAGAAAGAAGAUCCAUCAUAUAAUAUUGCUGAAUACAGCUCAUCGACUACCACAGGCACUCUUCACAGGUAUCUGCUCAAAAUUCACCUGCAUGUUUAUAUAACUGCAAUUGAGCAACACAAUCUAAAAGUUGAGGCAAAAGAAGUUUGGGAUCUUCUUGAUAGAGGGUGGACUCUCACACAGAUAGGUCAAGAGCUUGACCAGUACCUGGACAAGCUUCUUGAGUCAUUUUGUCCCCCCCCCAGUGGUGGAGGUCUUGCUUCACAGCCCAGGGUAGGGGUGUUAGCACUUGCAGAUGAGAUGCCAGAUUUUACUAUUGAGGAAAUGCAUAGACAACUCAUCAAAUUCAUUGUGGUCAACAACCAGGUGAUGAAUAAAGACCUAUGGGAGUGUGACAUUCCUCAUCAGAUGAAACUACACAAACUGAUAGUAGAAACAUGGUAUCAAUAUUUUGAUGUUUUAAAGCAAGAUCUGGCUAAAGCAGAGGGAAAGAUAUUGUUUACUUCUGAUCUCUGGUCAGAUGAAAAUCACCAUCUGUUCAUUGCAUUGAUAGCUCACUGGAUUGCCCAACAUGGGUCAAAGCUCAUUCUUGAGGCUGGACUUCUGGCUUUUAGCCAUAUUCCUGGUUCUUAUGAUGGAGUGUCACUCGCUGUAGUUAUAUUAGGGCUUCUGGAUUGUGCAGAAGUGACAGACAAGUCAUUUCACUUUGGAUAA